This is a messenger RNA of Chlorocebus sabaeus (green monkey), 6367 nucleotides long. Lineage: Eukaryota; Metazoa; Chordata; Mammalia; Primates; Cercopithecidae. The record is from RefSeq and is a predicted model, not a curated record.
AGCCAAAUGUUCUACCCAACAGGACCUGAUUAUGGUGGCCAAGGGGCUGGACCUGGGCAGUCUCACCCAAGGCACACUUCUCAGGGGUCAGGAGAGUUUCAGCUCUGUGUUUACACAUGAUUCUAGGCUGAGGGGGAGAGAAAAAGCAGGGUACAGGGGGUGGCAGAUUAGGCAAGGGAAUGUGUCCCGUUAGCUCAUAGUGGAAGUGGGCUCUAGAGUGCCUUGCCCAUGCCCUCUUCAUGCUCUAGAGAGGUGGGCAAAGGACAAAGUAUGCGACUACCCAGGAGAACCAGCCUCCAGAUUGAGACUGGAGAUGAAGGCCACUCAGUCCCCUCCAUUGCAAAAAGAAUAAAAGAAAGGAGUAGGAUUGGCCGGUGCUUGCAAAUAAACAGGAGGGGGCAGUAUUGGGGCAAUGACCUCCAUCGGGGAAGGUCAGGAAGGGACCUGUCUUUUACUGAGCACCCAGGAGAUGCACCUGCACAAUUUCAUUCAUUCUCACAACCACUUGUGAGGUAGGCACUAUCUCCAUGGCUCCAUUUGGCAAAUGAAAAAGACGAAGGUCUGAGAGGUCAAGUUACACUGCUGGGAAGAGGUUGACCUGGAGUGGAAACCCAGGACUGCCUGUCUGACAGCUGAAGGUGCUUUGUGUUCCUUACCUGCCUUCCCAAGGCUCCAGACCAUCCCUCCUGCACAUCCGCCUCUCCCAGGCCAUGCAUCUAUGUCCCCAGCCCCCUCCAACAGCUCCAUCUCCCUAGAGCUCCUUGCAUCUCCUCAUUCACUCCUCACUCUUGCUUCCUCUUUGGAAUCCAGCCACAGGCUUUUUUCUUCCAUCUGAGGGAGAGAAAAUGGUCUCGUUCCCCACCCCCAGGUCUUUCCAUCCUCUCAUCCAUCCAAACCUAAGCGUGUCUCUCUCUCCUCCCCUCCCCCUCUCUCUUUCUUUUUCUUUCUGUUUAUCCAUCACUAGAAUCCACCCCCCUUCCCUCUUGCCUGUAGGUUCUGUGGCUAUAAUCAAAUCAUAACUUUUAUUAAAUUUAAGAUUACUUUUUAAUGGAAUCAAUUUCUUGUGUGGUGCUUCUCUGCCUGCCCGCGGGCUCUGCCGGCUCUGCGCUCAGCAUCCCCACCCGCACAAUUGUCUCUGCCGCUGGCGUUUCUGGCUAAGCUGCCUCUGAAGGAGGGGCAGGUCUGCCAUCCCUAAACACACACAGAGAAACACACACACGCACACUCCUGCACACACACCAAGAUGCACCUUCCUGCAAGGCCCAGACACAGCCGCCAAGCCCCAGGUGCCCAUGCUGAGCGGCGGAGAGUGGGAGAGGGGCAGGGGCAGGAGGAGAGAGCUGCAGAGAGAAAGACUGAGGGUGCAAAACAAACACGGAGCCGAGCAGACAUUUCUCAGCCUGUUAAUUUCCUACAGUUCUGUUUUCCAGCCUCAGAAACAAGCUGGUUUCUGCCAGUCCACCCCCUUCCCUCUGACUGCAUUGUGCAGCUGGUAAGCAGAGAGAAGUUGCAGGGAGGAGGGGGUUUCAGAGGGAAGGGAAGAGAUUCAGGUUUUCAUAUGAUUUAUCGAAGUACAGGCAAGAUGCAGAGAUGCUUCUGAAGCUGUGACCCCCAAAAGAAGCCCAACUGGGAGAUUUGCAGGCUGGACCAGUCUAACCCUACAGGUCUGGGUUUCAGCACGAAGGGAACCUGGGGGUGCUGCAGGGAAUGCUUUGCAGCAAAAUUUGCUUUGCUAUUGAAUUCAGCACCUUACCUCCUGCCCUGAUGAUGAUGAGGCGACAUACUCCAGACUUCUCAGAAUCCUGCUUCUGAAAGAGACACUAGUGAGAACAAGGACGUCAUGAGGGACUUGCUUCUCUUACACCUCCUGGAAGGUUCCAAGGCUCAGCAGGCAGGAUCUGGAGGCACGGGAGGAUGCUGGCUAUGCCAGCCUUGAGCUACCUGGAGACUCCACUCUCUUAUCACCCACCCUGGAAACAGAGGAGACCAGUGAUGACCUCAUUUCACCCUAUGCCAGCUUUUCCUUCACGGCAGACCGCCCCACGCCCCUGCUCAGUGGCUGGCUAGACAAGCUCUCCCCUCAGGGAAACUAUGUCUUCCAGAGACGCUUUGUGCAGUUCAACGGGAGGAGUCUGAUGUACUUUGGCAGUGACAAGGACCCCUUCCCUAAGGGUGUGAUACCUUUGACUGCCAUUGAGAUGACCCGCAGCAGCAAGGACAACAAGUUCCAGGUCAUCACCGGCCAGAGGGUGUUCGUGUUCCGCACAGAGAGUGAGGCUCAGCGGGACACGUGGUGCUCCACACUGCAGUCCUGUCUGAAGGAGCAGCGUCUCCUGGGCCACCCCAGGCCCCCCCAGCCACCCCGACCCCUCCGUACGGGCAUGCUGGAGCUGCGUGGACACAAGGCCAAGGUGUUUGCUGCCUUGAGCCCUGGAGAGCUGGCACUGUACAAGAGUGAGCAGGUCUUCUCUCUGGGCAUCGGGAUCUGCUUCAUCGAACUGCAGGGCUGCAGCGUCCGAGAGACCAAGAGUCGAAGCUUCGACCUGCUCACACCCCAUCGCUGCUUCAGCUUCACAGCCGAGUCUGGGGGUGCUCGGCAGAGCUGGGCGGCCGCUCUGCAGGAAGCAGUAACCGAGACCCUGUCUGACUACGAGGUGGCUGAGAAGAUCUGGUCUAAUCGGGCCAACCGGCAUUGUGCAGACUGUGGGUCCUCCCGCCCAGACUGGGCCGCUGUCAAUUUGGGGGUGGUCAUCUGCAAGCAGUGUGCAGGUCAGCACCGGGCCCUGGGUUCUGGGAUCUCCAAGGUGCAGAGCCUGAAGCUGGACACGAGUGUCUGGAGUAAUGAGAUAGUGCAGUUGUUCAUUGUCCUGGGAAAUGAUCGUGCCAACCGCUUCUGGGCAGGGACCCUACCCCCAGGUGAGGGACUGCAUCCAGAUGCGACCCCUGGCCUCCGGGGUGAGUUCAUCUCCCGAAAGUACCGGCUGGGUCUCUUCCGGAAGCCCCACCCUCAGUACCCAGAUCAUAGCCAGCUUCUCCAGGCACUGUGUGCAGCUGUGGCAGGACCCAACCUGCUGAAGAACAUGACCCAGCUCCUCUGUGUUGAAGCCUUCGAGGGCGAGGAGCCCUGGUCUCCGCCAGCCCUUGAUGGCAGCUGCCCUGGCCUCGUGCCCCCAGACCCCUCCCCUGGUGUGUACAAUGAGGUGGUGGUGCCUGCUACUUACAGCGGCUUCCUGUACUGUGGUCCCGUCACCAACAAAGCUGGACCCUCACCCCCUCGCAGGGGCCGGGAUGCUCCCCCCCGCCUAUGGUGUGUGCUGAGAGCAGCUCUGGAAAUGUUUGCAUCAGAAAACAGCCCUGAACCCCUCAGCCUCAUACAGCCCCAGGAUAUUGUAUGUCUGGGUGUGAGCCCCCCACCCACUGACCCAGGUGACCUUGACAGGUUCCCCUUUUCCUUUGAGCUCAUCCUCACUGGGGGGAGGAUCCAGCAUUUUGGCACAGAUGGAGCUGACAGUCUGGAGGCCUGGACUAGUGCUGUGGGCAAGUGGUUCUCCCCGCUGAGCUGCCACCAGCUGCUGGGUCCUGGGUUGCUGCGGCUGGGCCGCCUAUGGCUGCGGUCCCCCUCCCAUACAGCCCCAGCCCCUGGUGUCUGGCUGUCAGGGUUCGGCCUCCUUCGUGGUGACCACCUCUUCCUGUGCUCAGCGCCGGGCCCCGGCCCCCCAGCCCCUGAGGACAUGGUGCAUCUGCGGAGGCUACAGGAGAUCAGUGUGGUUUCUGCAGCUGACACCCCAGACAAGAAAGAGUAUUUGGUCCUGGUGGAGACAGGAAGGACCCUGUAUCUGCAAGGAGAGGGCCGACUGGACUUCAUGGCAUGGAACACAGCCAUUGGGGGUGCGGCUGGUGGGGGCGGCACAGGGCUGCAGGAGCAGCAGAUGAGCCGGGGUGACAUCCCCAUCAUUGUGGAUGCCUGCAUCAGCUUUGUUACCCAGCAUGGGCUCCGGCUGGAAGGUGUAUACCGGAAAGGGGGCGCUCGUGCCCGCAGCCUGAAACUCCUGGCUGAGUUCCGUCGGGAUGCCCGGUCAGUGAAGCUCCGACCAGGGGAGCAUUUUGUGGAGGAUGUCACUGACACACUCAAACGCUUCUUUCGUGAGCUCGAUGACCCUGUGACCUCUGCACGGUUGCUGCCUCGCUGGAGGGAGGCUGCUGAGCUGCCCCAGAAGAAUCAGCGCCUGCAGAAAUAUAAAGAUGUGAUUGGCUGCCUGCCGCGGGUCAACCGCCGCACACUGGCCACCCUCAUUGGGCAUCUCUAUCGGGUGCAGAAAUGUGCGGCUCUAAACCAGAUGUGCACGCGGAACCUGGCUCUGCUGUUUGCGCCCAGUGUGUUCCAGACGGAUGGGCGGGGGGAACAUGAGGUUCGGGUGCUGCAGGAGCUCAUUGACGGCUACAUCUCUGUCUUCGAUAUCGAUUCUGACCAGGUAGCUCAGAUUGACUUGGAGGUCAGUCUUAUCACCACCUGGAAGGAUGUGCAGCUGUCUCAGGCUGGAGACCUCAUCAUGGAAGUUUAUAUAGAACAGCAGCUCCCAGACAACUGUGUCACCCUGAAGGUGUCCCCAACCCUGACUGCUGAGGAGCUGACUAACCAGGUACUGGAGAUGCGGGGGACAGCAGCUGGGAUGGACUUGUGGGUGACUUUUGAGAUUCGUGAGCAUGGGGAGUUGGAGCGGCCACUGCAUCCCAAGGAAAAGGUCUUAGAGCAGGCCUUACAAUGGUGCCAGCUCCCAGAGCCCUGCUCAGCCUCCCUGCUCUUGAAAAAAGUCCCCCUGGCCCAAGCCGGCUGCCUCUUCACAGGUAUCCGACGUGAGAGCCCACGGGUGGGGCUGUUGCGGUGUCGUGAGGAGCCACCCCGCUUGCUGGGAAGCCGCUUCCAGGAGAGGUUCUUUCUGCUGCGUGGCCGCUGCCUGCUGCUACUCAAGGAGAAGAAAAGCUCUAAACCAGAACGGGAGUGGCCUUUGGAAGGUGCCAAAGUCUUCCUGGGAAUCCGCAAGAAGUUAAAGCCCCCAACACCGUGGGGCUUCACAUUGAUACUGGAGAAGAUGCACCUCUACUUGUCCUGCACUGACGAGGAUGAGAUGUGGGAUUGGACCACCAGCAUCCUUAAAGCCCAGCACGAUGACCAGCAGCCAGUGGUCUUACGACGCCGUUCCUCCUCCGACCUUGCCCGUCAGAAGUUUGGCACUAUGCCUCUGCUGCCUAUCCGUGGGGAUGACAGUGGAGCCACCCUCCUCUCUGCCAAUCAGACCCUGCGGCAACUACACAACCGGAGGACCCUGUCCAUGUUCUUUCCGAUGAAGUCAUCCCAGGGGUCUGUGGAGGAGCAAGAGGAGCUGAAGGAGCCUGUGUAUGAGGAGCCGGUGUAUGAAGAAGUAGGGGCCUUCCCUGAGUUGACCCAGGACACUUCUACCUCUUUCUCCACCACACGGGAGUGGACAGUGAAGCCAGAGAACCCCCUUACCAGCCAGAAGUCCUUGGAUCAACCCUUUCUGUCCAAGUCAAGCACCCUGGGCCAGGAGGAGAGGCUACCUGAGGCCCCUCCGGGCCCCCUUUCAAAGAGCAGUCCCCAGGCACGGGGGUCCCUGGAGGAACAGCUGCUCCAGGAGCUCAGCAGCCUUAUCCUGAGGAAAGGAGAGACCACUGCAGGCCUGGGAAGUCCUUCCCAGCCAUCCAGCCCCCAAUCCCCCAGUCCCACUGGCCUUCCAACACAGACACCUGGCUUCCCCACCCAACCCCCCUGCACUUCUAGUCCACCCUCCAGCCAUCCCCUCACAUGACCCUAGGACCAGCAGUCUAAGAGGAUAGGUACCAGAAGACCCAGAAGCUCUUAUCAUGGCACUGUUGCAGCUUCCUCUGGCCCGGCUGGAAAGACUCCAGAAUCCAGUGUGGUGCUGUGGAAGGAGCAUUGGACUGAAGGCUUCAGUGGCUGUGUGUCCCAGGACAGGUCAUGGCUCCUCUCUGGGCCCAGCCCAUUUAUCUGUACCAUGAGGUAACUGAAGUAAGGAGAGCAGUGAAUGUCAAACUGUUUGUCAGAGCCAUAAGCCUCACAUAUUUUCCCUCAACAAGGGCAGCUCCUGCUUUAUAUAUUUGAUAUGUAGGGGUUCUGUGAGAGAUUUUGGGUUUUAAAGGAAUGGUUUUAUUGCAUUAAAGAAAAAAAUGCUUUGGAAACCAGAGGCCUGGAUGAUGUUAAAGUCUAUCCUGUCCCACUUCCUACAUUCUGGGACUACAGUGAAGCCUGGAGUAGGGAGACUGAGUUUGGGGGCUGGGACCAGGGAAGUCAAAAAUAGAUGAGUAAUUGUCAAUAAACCUUGGAACCAAA